Frankliniella occidentalis (western flower thrips) is the source of this 682-nucleotide messenger RNA. RefSeq lists its product as uncharacterized. The record is from RefSeq and is a predicted model, not a curated record. The transcript is spliced from 2 exons. NCBI's taxonomy places the organism in Eukaryota, Metazoa, Arthropoda, Insecta, Thysanoptera, Thripidae. The coding region runs from base 380 to 682 and encodes 100 amino acids.
GAAUUGUUCGAUUCACUACAUUUACCCAUUCAUCCUGACAUUGCAAUCUUUUUAAAAAAGCAUAGCGUAUCUGUUGUUACUAAUGUCACCCGUUUGCAAAGUCUUACGAGCGCAACAUGUGGCUUGUACUGUGUCUAUCACGGGGCGGAGAGGAGCGAGGGCCGCUCUUUCGAGCAGCUGUUGAAUAAAUUUACUCGCUCAACGGUCAAAAAUGACCAUAUGGUGGAAUGCUACUUCAUGACGAGACUAGCGUUUCUUUCCCUAUUCUCCCCUCCCCUGCCAAAUUUUGGCGCAGCCAUGCGCGACGCAUGCGCUGGUGUUUACGGUGGCUCGGAUCGGCAAACGAAACCAGUACCUUCCAGGACGGCAAGCACGAAGCAUGCUCGGACAAAACCAUCCCAUGGUGUGCGAAUUGGCGGGAGAAAACUAUUUCCUAAGUCCAAUGUCGCUCAGUGAUAUGGCCAACGUUGAUGUGAGCUGCUUUCAAACUUAUGGAGCAGGCGAGCAUCAGCAACACCAGCCCCUGGUUGAAGUCAACCCUGAAAAUCAAAUAGUCGUUGGUGCUGCAACCGACAUCGAGAAGGUUGCCGCUCCGAGACGAGGCCGCCCCCCGGGCCGCCCGCGGAAAAGUGGACCAGAACAAAAAGGUGAGAUUAUUCUGAACAUUACUAAGUUACUAUAA